Echinops telfairi (small Madagascar hedgehog) is the source of this 1298-nucleotide messenger RNA. RefSeq names its product serine peptidase inhibitor, Kunitz type 2 (gene SPINT2). The coding region runs from base 170 to 925 and encodes 251 amino acids. Gene Ontology annotation, molecular function: serine-type endopeptidase inhibitor activity. Lineage: Eukaryota; Metazoa; Chordata; Mammalia; Afrosoricida; Tenrecidae. The transcript has 7 exons. The record is from RefSeq and is a predicted model, not a curated record.
GCGCGGGGAGCGGCCAGCCUACCCACCGAAGGUUCGAGAAAGGGGCAGCCCGGCAGCUGCCAGGGCGGCUCCCCGGGGACCCUCGGUGUCCCCAGCGCCUGGACUGCGCGUGCGCGGCCGGGGUCUCCGCACCUGAUCGCGACACCGCAGCCGCCGGCAGCUGGCGGACAUGGCGCAGCCGCGUGUGCCCGGGCGGGCCGGCGCGCUCCUGGCCCUGCUGGGCUCGCUGCUCCUCGCCGGGGCGGCGGCGGCGGCCGACGGAGACCGAAGCAUCCACGAGCUCUGCCACGUCUCGAGAGUGGUGGGGCGGUGCCGGGCCGCCUUCCCCAGGUGGUGGUACAACGUGUCCGACGGUUCCUGCCAGCAGUUUGUGUACGGAGGCUGCGAGGGCAACGGCAACAACUACCUGACCCGGGAGCAGUGUCUGCGGCAGUGCGCGGGCGUCACAGAGAAGACCCUCAACGUGGCCACCAGCAGGAGCGGAGCCGAGGCCCCUGUCCCCAGUGGUCCCAGGAGGCAGGACUUGGAUGGCCUCUCCGGCGACGUCUUCAACUACGAAGAGCACUGCGCCGCCAAGGCUGUCACCGGGCCGUGCCGCGCCGCCUUCCCGCGCUGGUACUUCAACGUGGAGACCGGCUCCUGCGAGACCUUCAUCUUCGGAGGCUGCCAGGGCAACAAGAACAGCUACCGCUCCAAGGAGGAGUGCCUGCACCGCUGCUACGGCAAGGAGUCCUACCCAGUCCUGACCCACAAUUCUAAAGUGGUGGUGCUGUCUGGGCUGCUGAUGAUGAUCCUGGUCCUCUGCCUGGGAGCCUCUGUGGUCUGCCUGGUCAGACUGGCCCGCCGGAGCCAGGAGCGCGCCGCUCAGGUCUGGACCUCCCAGGACGACAAGGAGCACCUGGUGAAGAGCACGUAUUCCCUGUGAACACCUGUCCCCAGGACGCCCGGGCGCAGCGGGGCGGCGAGACCACCACACCGCGUGGCCCGUGUCUAUAGAACAGUGGCGGAUCUGGGUCUCUGGUUCCCAUCUGCCGGGCUCCCCGGGCAGGGUGACCUCUGCCGGCUCGGACCCACCCCUCUGGCUUCAUAGUGCUAGGCUCCGGUCUCAUUGUCCCCGCUUCCAUUGACUCCCUCGGCCUCUUCCCGUCACGAAAACGAAGUUGGCAUCCUUCCCUCUGUUGACUGAUUUAUGGAAUUUUUUUUUUAAUUAACCUACGUAAUGAGGUGGUUUUUUAUUAGGUUCUGAAAAGAACACCGUAUCACGUACACGCUGAAUAAAAAGGCUCUCCUUGGUCAAA